AAGAGCAGCAUAGCAGAAGAAGAAGAGACUCAAGUUGUGGUAGCAAAGAAUUUGGGUUAUAUCAUAUAUGUCAAACCAAUGAAGACCUCAGAGUUCAUGGAUAAGCAGAUAACAGAACUAUCUAUCUCCCAAACCAAAGAUUUCUCUCAUUUCUCUAGCCUUCUGGAAGGCAGUGACGAAGAAGAUGAUGAUUAUAAUCUCAUUCGUCCCCUCGGGCCUUCACAGUCUCACCUUUCUACUCUCAGAGUAAGAUCUGAGUAUUUGUGUGUGCAGCAUAGGUGUGAGUGGUGGUCUGUCUGUGAAUCUCAUGUGACUACAUUUUUCUAGUUACUUUGUUAGAAUAGAUGAGCGUUGUAGAAAUAAAUGGGGGGUUUUUAUCUAGGAUGAUGACUUUUGGGUUCUUGAUGUUGGUUAGUAAUUGGGUGAACUGAUAGUUAAUGGGUUGAACUUAUUGGUAACUGGGGUUCCAUUUGUGCUCUCUCUCUCUCUCUCUCUCUCUCUCUCUGCGGGGGUGGGGUUGGGGUAGGUGUGCCUGUGAUAGUGGUGUUUCAGUAAUGAUUUAGUCUUGAGCUCUUUUUUUUGGGUCCUAUUAUUGAGCUCUUAUAAUUUGGUGAAAUUUGUUCGUGUUAAUGUGUUCAAGCAGUAGUUGGUGUCCAAAGAAAGUUGUUUGCUAUAUUGCACUGAUAAUUUCCAGGUGUGGGGCAUUGGAUGAUGAUGCAUUUAUAAUCAUAAUUCCGUUAUCUGAAUUUAAGCUCUAUUCAUGUAGACACCAGAUCUGAAGCCAAAAUUCAUUCACUUAUACAGCCCCUCAACCACCAACCCCUCCUGGCAGGCAGUUUUCUUCCUUAUUGUAGUACUUAAUAUGAUUAUUUGUGGAGCUGCAUUCCUCUACCAUUUGAUUUCAUUGGUGGUCCUUGUUACUGAGAUAAUAUCAUCAACUCUCAAACCCAUUGGAGCCACAUGUAAUAGAUUUUUGUGAGUUGCUUUUAAUGUUAAGUUGGACGUCCAAGUUUAUUCUGCUUCCUGUAUCCAUCUGUCUCAUUGCGCAAUUCCAUAUUGAGGGUGGAUAAAGGGUUUAAUUAAAUCACUAUAAACGGGUUCCAAGAGGUGUACUGAGCUUGAAAUUUCUGCUGAGGUGGCGUAUGCUUUUUGGUGUCACUUAUAUUCUCUCUUCAAGUUGUUUUACUGUUGUUGAUGCCUUCCUUUGAGUUGUUCUUCAUGUGUUCUUGUGCUUCUAAAGAGCUGUUUCGAUGAUGCAUUCAGAAUUGCAGUUCUAUGGACCGAAUUCAAUCUGUUGAAGCUGCCCAACAGGAAAUCAGGAACUCCUAUGAUGUGGCGUUAAUUUCCAAUAUUGACCGGAAAAUGAAGGAGCUUUUUGACAAACUGCUACAUUUGAUAGAGGAUCUUAGCCUGAGACUCUCCCAGAUGGAGACUAAAACACACCGGCUUGAGAAUGCCAUAGAUGAUCUAAAGGUCUCUGCUGAAUAUAAUUAUGGGAGGACAGAUGGAAAACUGAGGCAGUUAGAGAAUAUUCUCCAAGAGGUUCAAGAUGGUGUACAGUUUUUAAGAGAUAAACAAGAAAUAGCAGAAACUCAGGUUCAGCUUGAUAAGCUUCAAGUUUCAAAAGGUUCCCUACAAUCAGAAAACAAAAGCACUGCUAAAUCAGCACAGCAAGAAACAUCAACUUCUCCUCAACAGUCUCGCCCGCCAAUUCCGAAUUCUGGUACUCUUCUACUUGAUCAUCCUGCUCUCCCCCCUAAUAUCUCAACUGUUCCCAAUCAAACUACAUUCCCAUCUGCAGCAUCCGUACUAGCACCAGUUUCUCCCCAAAUUCCCCAGAACCAAAUCCCUCCUAUGUUACAGUCUGAAUUUUUCUACCCACCAUCUGGGCAAGCUUCACAAAACCUUUAUCAGCAAUAUGAUAUACCUGCAACUCAGCUGGCACAGCCACCGCCUUCAGCGCCUUACCAUCCAUAUCAGUCGGCCCCUCAACUUCCUCAAGUCUCACACUCUUCCCAACUGCCGCAACUGCAGCUACCUCUUGGUGCAUUUAAUCCUCAGAACCGUCCUCCAUCAGGCUAUCUACGUGAACAAAAGUCGUACCUGACAUCCCAUAUCUACACCCCAAGAAUUAAGGAUUCCUCAUUUCAGCCGGCCGGUGGGGCACCUUCCCAGAAUUUCCACAUGGCUUCCUCUCAGGCUAUGCAGAGUCAACACUUGAAGAGGUCUUGCUCGGAGCUUCCUACCGGGUAUACUCAGACACCUGAGCCUGCUGAGUUCAAUGAAAUGCAUCCUUAUGGUGGAUCUUUUUCGCACUCCAGUAGUUCAACCAUGAGACCCUUACAUCGCUUUACUUCCUCAGCCAUGGAUGAUGGAAUUGAUUAUGAACGACCCCCAAAAGCCCCAGUGAUACCAUAUGCACUGCCAACUGCCUCUAGUGUGGACGGUGGAUCAGGUUCUGGGACAGCUGGAAACAGGCUUCCGAUUGAUGAUGUUGUUGAAAGGGUUACAGCCAUGGGAUUCCGGAGAGACUUGGCAAGAGCGACAGCGAGGAAAUUGACUGAGAAUGGACAGUCGGUGGACCUUAAUGUGGUGCUGGAUAAAUUGAUGAACAAUGGGGAUGGACAGCAGCAGAAAGGUUGGUCAGACAGAUGAUAUGAUUCUCAACUCCUUAUGUUUGGUUUCAUUGUAUACUAAUUUUGGUGUAUAAUAUUACAGUACUCGUGUUUGGUUGUAACAUAUUAUGGUAAUCGUUUGGUUGUACAGUAAGAUCAAAGCGAGAAAGCUAAAACCGUGCCAUCUUUAACCCCAGCUCUAGCUCUAUCUCUUGUUUUAGUUUUGUGCCCUUCAGGCAUCUCUUAAGGGAUGACCAGUAUCUAUAUUCCUUUCUGGUUUGACACCUCUUUGAAACCGAAAAGAGACCUUAGGUAUUGGGCAUACCUUUAACAGUUAUAUUCAAAUCCGUGGUCACCUAGGUCA
Molecule: messenger RNA, 2979 nt
Organism: Ilex paraguariensis (yerba mate)
Lineage: Eukaryota; Viridiplantae; Streptophyta; Magnoliopsida; Aquifoliales; Aquifoliaceae
Source: the annotation of a GenBank genome assembly